Rotaria sordida is the source of this 570-nucleotide messenger RNA. NCBI's taxonomy places the organism in Eukaryota, Metazoa, Rotifera, Eurotatoria, Philodinida, Philodinidae. The record is from the annotation of a GenBank genome assembly.
AUGAUCAACACUUCAUAUGAUGACAAUCAACUGUUUGUAUUUCCUGACGAAAAUCCCCUAGUUCGUGCCUAUCUCGAUGUUGUUCGUGAUACUGUAUGCGGCUUAACUCUUCGCACAAGUGAACACGCUGUUGGUAUUGAUAAUCAAACGCAUCCAUUGGAUAUCAACCAACGAAUAAAAGGUUCAGAUUGGCCCUUGAUUGGUAUUACUAUGAUUGGACAAAAACGAUUGAUAAAUAUCGAAUGGGCAUUAAAAUUUGUUAUUUCGAAUAAAGUUCCGGGUGACUUUAUUGAAUGCGGUGUUUGGAGAGGUGGAAGUUCAAUAUUUGCUCGUGCUGUAUUAAAAGCAUUAAAUAAUCAUGACAAACAUGUAUGGUUAGCCGACUCAUUUCAAGGAUUACCAAAAGCGAGAACGCAGAAUGACAAUGAUAAUUGGUCGAAAAUAGAAUAUUUGAAAGUUUCACUUGAAGAAGUUCAAACGAAUUUUCGUGCAUUUAAUUUACUGGAUGAUCAUGUUCAUUUUUGUAAAGGAUAUUUUGUUGAUUCACUUCCUCGCUGUAAUAUUUCUUAA